Grus americana (Whooping crane) is the source of this 6058-nucleotide messenger RNA. RefSeq names its product phospholipid phosphatase related 4 (gene PLPPR4). NCBI's taxonomy places the organism in Eukaryota, Metazoa, Chordata, Aves, Gruiformes, Gruidae. Gene Ontology annotation, molecular function: phosphatidate phosphatase activity. The coding region runs from base 448 to 2607 and encodes 719 amino acids. Gene Ontology annotation, biological process: signal transduction; phospholipid metabolic process; phospholipid dephosphorylation. The transcript is spliced from 7 exons. The record is from RefSeq and is a predicted model, not a curated record.
CUACUACUCUGUUUCAGGGAAAGAAGAUAAAAAGCCCCAAACUCCCCAUGGAGCAUCCUGCACACCCUCAUGCCUGCAGGGAUCCUGUUCAGGCGUCUCAGGCCUGUCCACGUACAUUUCCAAAUGGCUUGCUGCGAUCAAAGCUUCCCUCGGUCUGAGCGCGCCGCCCCAGUUGCUCUGACACUCCACGGAGCGCCGGCGCGAAGGAGUUAAGGCGGACGGGACCCCCACCGCCCGCAUCCCCACCGCCGGGGCCAGGCCCCUUCCCCCCGCCGCCGAGCAGCCGCCUGACGUCAGCCCCGCGCACGGCGCAGGGGACGCGCUAGCGGGCGGCGCGGGGCUCGGCGCGGCGGCGGCGGCGGCGGGUGGAGGAGACCCGCGGCGGGCGGCUGCGAGCGGCCGGGGGAGCGCGCUGCCGCGAGGCCGCCGCCCGCAGCCCCCGCCAGCAUGUCCGCGAAGGAGCGGCAAAAGGGCAAAGUGACCAAGGACAGCGUCACCCUCCUGCCCUGCUUCUACUUCGUGGAGUUGCCCAUAUUGGCAUCUUCUGUUGUUAGCCUCUAUUUUCUUGAACUUACUGAUGUCUUCAAGCCAGUUCACUCUGGAUUUAAUUGCUAUGACAAGAGUCUGAGUAUGCCAUACAUUGAACCUACACAAGAGUCUGUUCCCUUCUUGAUGUUGCUUAGUCUGGUUUUUGCGGGACCAUCAAUUACGAUAAUGAUAGGAGAAGGAAUUCUCUACUGUUGCCUGUCCAAAAGAAGAAAUGGGAUUGGAACAGAGGCCAAUAUUAAUGCAGGAGGAUGCAACUUCAAUUCUUUUCUUAGAAGAGCUGUCAGAUUUGUUGGCGUUCAUGUGUUUGGUCUUUGUUCUACUGCUCUUGUUACUGAUAUUAUACAGCUAUCAACAGGAUAUCAGGCACCAUAUUUCCUGACCGUUUGCAAGCCUAACUAUACAUCCUUAAAUGUAUCCUGCUCAGAGAAUUCAUACGUUGUGGAAGAUAUUUGCUCAGGAGCUGAUCUCAAUAUUAUCAAUGCUGGAAGAAAGUCAUUCCCUUCUCAACACGCCACCCUGGCAGCCUUUGCAGCAGUGUACAUUUCGAUGUACUUCAAUUCUACAUUAACAGACUCCUCAAAACUCCUGAAGCCACUCUUGGUCUUUGCUUUUAUCAUCUGUGGAAUUAUAUGUGGUCUAACUCGUAUCACCCAGUAUAAGAAUCAUCCAGUUGAUGUUUACUGUGGCUUUCUCAUAGGAGGAGGAAUUGCUCUUUAUUUGGGCCUAUAUGCUGUGGGGAACUUCUUACCAAGUGACGAGAAUGUCUUUCACCCAAAUUUUCACAGAGAACCUCUAAGGUCUUUGACAGACCUCAGUCAAGAUGCCAACAGAAUCCUGCCAGGUAAAAAUGGUAGCAGCAGUGAUGGCAUUGUCUCUCACCGUACAGAAAGUAUCCUGAAUAGAAACCACAGAGAUUCAGGGUCUCUGACCAAUAUCAAGAGAGCAAAUGCUGAUGUAGAAAUAAUAACACCACGAAGCCCAAUGGGAAAGGAAAAUAUGGUUACUUUCAGCAACACUUUGCCAAGAGUCAACACACCAUCCUUGGAAGAUCCAGCGAGACGAAAUGCAACAAUACACGCAUCAAUGGAUUCUGCCCGUUCCAAACAGCUGCUUUCCCAGUGGAAGAACAAGAAUGAAAGUCGAAAGUUGUCACUGCAAGUAAUAGAGACUGAAUCUGGCCAGUCACCACCAAGGGCUAUUGAAAUGAGGUCAAGCUCAGAACCCUCUAGAGUGGGUGUAAAUGGUGAUCAUCAUGGCCCAACUAGCCAGUACCUGAAAAUUCAACCUGGCAGUGUACCAGGUUGUAACAACUCAGGUCUUUCUGGUGGGCCAAGGGUCUCUAUUCAGUCACGUCCUGGCUCAUCCCAGCUAGUGCAUAUUCCUGAAGAGACUCAAGAGAACGUGAACACAUCACCCAAAAGUAGUUCAGCUAGAGCUAAAUGGCUGAAAGCUGCCGAGAAGAGCGUUGCAUGUAGAAGCAAUAGCCAGCCAAGAAUCAUGCAAGUAAUAGCCAUGUCUAAGCAGCAAGGAGUGCUUCAGGGCAGUCCAAAGAGUUCAGAGGGAAGCACAGUCACCUGUACAGGAGCCAUCAGAUAUAAAACCUUGACAGACCAUGAGCCAAGUAGCAUUGUCAGAGUUGAGGCUCAUCCAGAAAAUAACAGGCCUGUAAUUCAGAUGCCAUCAGAAGGUGAAGGAAGCGGAUCAUGGAAAUGGAAAGGUCCUGAAAAAAUCACCCUCCGUCAGACAUAUGAGCUAAAUGAUCUUAACAGAGACUCUGAGAGCUGUGACUCCUUAAAAGACAGUUAUGGGUCAGGUGACAGGAAAAGGAGCAACAUAGAUAACAGUGAGCAUCGCCAUCAUGGAAUCACUACAAUAAGAGUCACGCCAGUGGAGGGAAGUGAGAUUGGCUCAGAGACUCUGUCCAUUUCUUCUAGCCGGGACUCAACACUUCGAAGAAAAGGUAACAUCAUUUUAAUCCCUGAGAGAGGGAGCAGUCCAGAGAACACCAGAAACAUCUUCUAUAAAGGCACAUCCCCCACACGAGCAUACAAGGAAUGAGAGGAGACAUAUCAGCUGGUCCAUACCACCACAAAGUAAACACAUCUUGACACAGGUUCUGCUCUCUAUGUUUUGAGCUGAUAUUUACCUUUGAUGUGCCAAAUUAUUGACCAGCAGCUCAACUGCUGUUGAGCACUGCUGAUGUGCAAUGUGCAUGAGCCUGUGGAAAGCAUGUGGUGGGGGGAAAAGCACAAUGCCAGAACCUAACUAAUGUGAAACAUUUUCAUGCAACUUGUUUCUUUGGACUCAAAACAUUUAUCCAAGGGUGAUGAUGUCAAUCAAAACAAUGGUCUUGAACACAGACACUUUAUUUCCUGAAUGUGCCAACUUUUUAUUUAUAUUUGUGUCCAAAAAUCAACUGAAUUUUUCACAGCAAAGGCUGUAUCAGUAGUAUAUAUUCACCUUUGCAGAAUUUGCACCAAAUCUUUAAUACAGGAUGGUGCUGAUGAUAACUUUACAUGUUUUGAAAAAUUGCAUACUUAUUAGACUCUACAAACACAUGACAUAUUGAUGUGCAGUUACUUUAAAAGUAAUAUUGCUAAUACUAUGAUGAUGCUGGCUGCAUUCAUUUAGCGUAGGAAAUAUUUACAGCUUUGUUAUAGUGGAUCUGUCACAUUCAAAGAUUGCAAAGGUUUUGUGUAGUUCUUUAAGAUGUCUACUGCAACAAAAAAUGUGUGGGUGACAUUCCAUUAGAAUGGAAUAACUAUCUAUUUUGAAUAGUUUUGCUGCUACUGCUCAACUUUUGUUUAAGAACAGGUGCUACUAAUGAAGAGGCUGCUUCUUAGUGGGCUAACUUGUAGAAUUGUUUUAAAUUAUGGUUUUUAAGGGGUCUUUCAAAGUACUACAAGUAAUUCAGAUUUUACAUUUUUAAACCUCUUAUUCUAUCCUUCAGCAACCCUUCCAUUUUUCUAUUAGUUUUUAACCAUAUAAAGCAGGACACCAAUAACUGCAAGAUGCGCUAAUGUGAAAGGUGAGCCAUGAGUAAAUAAAGACAAACGGCCACUUUCCUGACCAGCUUGCAAGGAGACAGUAAUUAAUAUCAUAGCUCACACUUAGAAGCAGUCAUUCACCUCAUUUGCUUGGUAUGCCACAGGAACAAUCACAAGUUUCACCCCAAUCACUAUCAUUUAGGGGAUUUAUGCUUCGCUUUAAAAAUAGAAUGCCUUGGUAUUGCAGAAUCACUGAAUGAGUGUUGCAUUGUGCCACUACUACUGUUCACCUCCUUGAAACAUCCUUCAGAGCCUUCUUAAGCUUUCCCCCCCCCCCCCCCCCCGCCACUUAAGAAUAUGGAGGGUCUCUGCACCUGAGAGAACACAGAUUAUUUUGGUAAAUUGAGCUCAAAUAUAAUGAAAGAAAUUACCUGCUAAAAAUUUCCAUUGCCAAAAUUGUUGAAAGGAUGAGCUCUGAAAGGAAUAAGCAUAGCAUGUCCUGGGCAUGCUAGAAGGAAUGCCUCAUUACAUUUGGCUGUGACUUAACUUAAACCAUGAAGGAAGCUGGGGGCAGUGCUCGCCCAGUGCAGCUCCUUAUUCUCUCCUAGAUUAUUUCCACCUGAAAGAGAACUACUAUCAGACACCUCCCAGCUCCCCUGCUAGGAAGGGGAGGGAAUGGCUUAGCAAUCCCUUCACUGAAUAAGUAGCAGCAGAUCAGGUCUGUUCUCUGCCUUCUUGAAAGGUGUGUUUCACUCUAAGUCCUCUUCUGAUUUAGAGUAUCAGAGAACCAGAUCUGUACUACAUAGUCAGAACUUGUCUACAGACCCUACCCCACAUAACUCUGAGAAAAAGCCCACCCUACCCUAGCCAAGUAGGAGGUAGAAGGAAGAAUCAUCCCAUCCCAAGGAGAUAAAUAGCACAACACAUAUGCAGACCAAAAAAAACCAAACCACCAACUACAAAAAAACCUCAAUAUCAAAACAAAAUCCCAAACCCAGCCCUAGUCCUAAGUAAUGUCAGAAGUAUGAGGAUGGUGUUUGCUAAUCUGUAUAGAAUAAGGGAUUCAGAGUCAAUGGAAAGCUUUAUAUACCUUCCCAGUUAUACAGGUGCUCCAGGCUUAGCUGAGCGCUGUCAGCCAACCCUGUCAAGCAAUGCUUCCCUCACCUGCCCAUCACCCAGUCCUGUGGAAGAGUGUUGGUCCUUAAGGAAAUGACCACACUUUUCCUGCUAAUAAUAGAAGACAACCCCAUCAUACAUUUGAUGAUUGGGAGGAAGUAUUCUGCAAGUUUCAUGUAAGAAGCUAAGCAGUAGGGUUGCAGCAUAUUGUAUAUGCUAAAUGCACAGUAUGUUGAAGACACACUGUAAGGCACAUUAGCUGGGAAAAAUAAUCAUAGCUGCCAGGGAAGAAAAAAAAAAAGUAAUUUUUUAGAAAUAUAUUCUCAGACUCUAGUAUUUACAAGUCAGGAUUUGUUUUUUCUUUCUAAAAGGAUGAAUCUUUAGUCCUUGGUAUUUAAUAUCAAAUUUUGUACAAGGUUCCUAGGAAUUACAAACACUUGGAUUGUCAUGAAUAAAACCCUUUGGAUUUAGUUUAGUCUAGGUACAUGAUAAAGCAGGUAAGAUUAUCUUUAAAGGAAAGGGUGAGACACAAUCACUGUUGGCCUAUCAAUGCAGGGAAAUAAGAUGCAAUCAUUUAUUAGUUUGUAAGUGCAGGGGAAAAGAACGUCAGUAGAUGAACCUGGAAAUAAUGGAAAAUUGAAAUGGAGAAUAAUGGCAAUAAAGCAAAGAUUAGAAAAUGUUCCCUCUGGCAAUUUAGCUGUUUUGGAAACAGCAGGAUUCCUGGUGGGAGUGUUUGUUCUUUAUUCCUUGGUUUUAGUCAGAUAUAUAUUGGCAUAUGUGUUGCUUUUAUUACUCUAAAACUUGCUGCACUAUUUCAAGUGCAGUGUGGUAUUUUUCCUAAGGUUUCCUAUUUCUUAACAAAAGAUUUUAAAGCUCUUGUGUAAUCAUUGAAAUUGUGUUCUUUACAUAAAUAUUGAUAUAUUCUUUUUUACUCAAAGUGCCAAAGGCUACUGUUUUUAAUAAUGGCUUAUCAAAUUAUAUUACGUUAGAAAGCAGAAAUGUAAUAAUAUAUACAUUGGAACUCAGACCUCUGCAUGUAUAUUUGAUAAGGAGCCUUUUGUAAAAUUACUCUUUGUUUACAUUCCACUGAUACCUUAAUUUAAACUUAAUCAAAUAAAUUGACAGGUGACAUCUUAGUGUUCUGAUUUUCUUACUUGCUAACAGGCACGAAUUUCUUUGUUAGGCUGUGCUUUAUUGAGAAAAGAAAAUACUCAAAAAUAAAAUAUGUUUUUAAAUGAAAAUUCUCUAUAUAAAGUAUUGUGUUUAAUAAAAUGUUAUGCAAUGUUUUCAAAUGGAAAAGAAUUUGUAAAUUGCUAUAAAUGUAUUUUGUUAAAUAAGUACAGAUCAAUGCUAUUGUGUGAGUUUAUUGUGCUAACUUCAUGAAAAUAAAGAUAAAAUUCCUCAUU